This is a messenger RNA of Didymella exigua CBS 183.55, 2151 nucleotides long. Its product is annotated as tripeptidyl-peptidase 1 precursor. The transcript is spliced from 2 exons. The record is from RefSeq and is a predicted model, not a curated record. Gene Ontology annotation, biological process: proteolysis. Lineage: Eukaryota; Fungi; Ascomycota; Dothideomycetes; Pleosporales; Didymellaceae. Bases 244 to 2034 code for a protein of 596 amino acids. Gene Ontology annotation, molecular function: tripeptidyl-peptidase activity; serine-type endopeptidase activity.
GCAGGAGCUUGAGGUCAUCCAAGCUUCGUCAAGACCCACGAUGGGAGGCUUGACUUUGCUUGGUUUUGUGCCGAUAGCAACGUGCGACAGGCGAUUCACGGCUAACUGGAGAAGGCAGUUGAGAGACAAGAUGUAGGCACAAGAUGCAGGUACGAGGGGUCAUGGUCGAGAGUACUUAAACACGGGACGGUACCAUAUUGGACAGCAGUGCUUUCGCUCAAGUCAAUCGCACCAGUAGUAGACAUGGCACCUGUUCUCAGCUUCCUCAUCGGCUCCUUGUUGGCGGCAAGGGGCCUUGCAGAACCUUUCGAGAAGCUCUUUGCUGUUCCUGAGGGAUGGAAGGCCACCGGCCUCGCCGACGAUUCCCAGGUCCUCAAGCUGCAGAUUGCGCUCCAGCAGGGUGAUGCUGAGGCUUUCGAGCAGCACGUCAUGGAUGUGUCGACCCCCAGCAACAAGAAGUAUGGACAGCACUUCCAGUCGCAUGAGGAGAUGAAGAAGAUGCUGCUCCCCACCGAGGAGGCGUCCUCCUCUGUGGCGGCCUGGCUCAAGGCUGCCGGUGUUGAGAAUGUCGAGACGGAUGCCGACUGGGUCACCUUCAAGACCACUGUUGGCGUUGCCAACAAGAUGCUCGAGACCCAGUUCGCCUGGUACGUCUCUGAGGAGGCGAAGCCCCGCAAGGUCCUUCGUGCUCUUGAGUACUCUGUGCCUGAGGAAGUUGCUUCCUACAUCAACCUCGUUCAGCCUACCACCCGCUUCGCUGCCAUUCGCGCAAACCACGAGACCGGAAGGGAGAUAUCCGGUCUUCAAGUCAUUGAGGGAGCCGCCAGCGUCAAUGCCACCGUUAACUGUGAUGUUCGCAUCACCCCUAAGUGCUUGAAGCAGCUCUACCAGAUCGACUACACGCCUGAAGCGAAGAGUGGCAGCAAGGCAGCUUUCGCUUCCUACCUCGAGGAGUACGCUCGCUACAACGACUUGGCUCUGCUCGAAAAGAACUUCUUCCCGGAGGCCAUCGGUCAGAACUUUACUGUCAUCCAGUACAACGGCGGUCUUAACGACCAGAACUCCUCCGAUGACAGUGGUGAGGCCAACCUGGACGCCCAGUACAUGCUCAGUAUGGCCCAGCCCCUCCCCGUCACCGAGUUCAGCACGGGUGGCCGCGGUCCCUGGGUCGCAGAUCUCGAUCAGCCCAAAGAGUCUGACAGCGCCAACGAGCCCUACCUUGCAUUUCUCCAAAACGUCCUGAAAAUGUCGCAGAAGGACCUCCCCCAGGUCAUCUCAACCUCGUAUGGCGAGAACGAGCAGAGCGUCCCUAAGUCUUACGCUUUGUCCGUCUGCAAUCUCUUCGCUCAGCUCAGCUCUCGCGGUGUCAGUGUCAUCUUCUCCUCUGGUGACUCUGGUGUCGGUUCCGCCUGCCAGAGCAACGACGGCAAGAAUACGACCAUGUUCCAGCCUCAGUACCCUGCCAGUUGCCCCUGGGUGACAUCUGUCGGCUCUACCCGCUACCUCAACGAGACGGCUACCUACUUCUCAUCUGGUGGUUUCUCCAACUACUGGCCGCGCCCUUCAUACCAGGACGAUGCGAUCAAGGCCUACUUCCACACGCUCGGUGAUAAGAACAAGCCCUACUUCAACCGUCACGGCCGUGGCUUCCCCGACGUCGCCGCUCAGGGCGUAAACUACCUUGUCUACGACCAGGGUGUGCUCAAGGGUUUCCAGGGCACAUCCUGCUCUGCGCCUACGUUCGGUGGUAUGGUAGCUCUUCUCAACGACGCCCGUUUGAGGUCCAAGAAGCCUUCCCUGGGUUUCCUGAACCCGCUGCUGUACUCCAACCCUCAUGCGCUGAACGACGUUGUCCUCGGUGGAAGCACGGGCUGCGACGGCCACGCCAGGUUCAACGGCCCACCCAACGGCAGCCCCGUCAUCCCGUAUGCCAGCUGGAACGCGACUGCUGGAUGGGACCCUGUCACAGGUCUGGGUACGCCUAAUUUCCCCAAACUCCUCAAGGCUGCAGUUCCCAGCCGCUACAGGGCUUGAUUGAAGGUGGGGAUGUUGGGUGGGGAUGAUUGUAUAUAUUCAAAUGAUGAACGAUAAUCAAUUUAUAAAAUGAUCAACUACCCUGCAUGUAAACAAACGUUGGAUGUUUAUUGAGGC